AUGGACAGUGGCGCGUCAGCACACAUGUGCAAGGAUCGAGAUGCGUUCGAAGAGUACGAAGAAGUGCAUCAUGCGCGAAGCAUUUCAAGCGCAAAGAGCGACGUGAAGCUGAAUGUCAUUGGACAUGGGACAGUGAAGCUGCGCGUCUGGACAGGACAUGCGUGGAUCGACGCUCGCCUUGAGAACACACUUCACGUUCAAGAUUUGUCCAAGAACCUGUUUUCGCUCACGGCUGCGGCAGCGCGCGGCAUGACAGUGGAGAUAACGCGCAACGAGUGCGUGGUCAAGCGUGGCGGCACACCCGUCGCAACAGGAAGGAAGCAGGGGUUCCUCCUGUAUCUCAAUGCUGACUAUGGUACGGAGUGCCACAUGGCCGAAGACGACACAGAGCUAUGGCAUAGAAGACUGGGUCACGUGUCGUAUGGUACGCUGAAUGCCAUGGUCAAGGACGGAAGGAUCAAGGGCGCAACGAUGAAGACGAACGUUGCGUGUGACGUAUGCGCAACGUCAAAGCAAGUGCGCAAGUCAUUCAAGACAAGUGAAGAAGACGCUGAAACCAGGGAGAGUUCACGUUCCGACGUGGUGGUGUGCUCCGACGUUCUCGGUCCUAUCACGCCAGCGUCCAAGUCUGGUUUCAGUUACGCCGUAACCUUCAUCAUGAUGAAGAGCAGAUAUGUAACGGUCUAUCCGUUGCGAAAGAAGAGCGACGUUGCGAGUGCGUUCAAGCGGUUUUACCAAGAUGUCAAGACAGCAUCUGGAACGAAGAUAAAGGUGUUGCGAAGUGACAACGGCGGCGAAUACCGGAACGCAACGAUGAACAGCUUUUGCAAGGCAAAGUUCAUCAAGCAAGAGUUCACGGUUCCGUACAACCCAGAGCAGAACGGGAUGGCGGAGCGGAUGAACCGCACGCUGGUGGAGAUGACGCGCUGUAUGCUAAAGGAAAGCGGUCUCGACAAGUCCUAUUGGUGCGAGGCACUAAUGACAGCGGCAGACAUCAGAAACAUUCUGCCGAACGCGUCGAACAAGAACUCAAGCCCACACGAGAUGGUGUUCAAGAAGGUUCCGCGCAUCGAUCACAUGCGCGUGUUUGGUGCGCAAUGCUAUGCGCAUGUGGCGAAGGAGAAGAGAAAGAAGCUGGACGACCCAGGCGUGCGAUGUUUCUUUCUCGGCUAUGCGAAGGACCAAAAGGCGUAUCGGCUUCUCAACGCGGACGAUGGCUCAAUCGUGAUUUCAAGAAGCGUCACGUUCGCUGAGCAUUCUGUCUCGAAAGCAUCGAAAAGCAGAGACACGCAGGUCUUCGAUGUCAUUGAAGAAGAUGAAAGUGUGGAGGCGUCGCUAACCGAUGAUGAAGACAUACCAGCGCCGGUGACCGAAGAAGAGCUGCGCACCCCACCACUUCGAGCGCAGAACAGCUCUCAUCACGGACCAAGUAAACGCGGCGUGGUUCGCUACGAACAAGAAUUUCCAAGCCAUCGUCGCGGUCGCUUCAAUUUGGACGACUACGAAGGUGACUUCGACUCUUUCUACUGUUUCUCGGCUGAAGAAGAUGGGGAACAAGCGUCCAGCUAUCGAGAAGUGAUGAAGAGCGGCUACAAGGAGCAGUGGCUCCAGGCAAUGAAGAGUGAGAUGAAGUCGCUUGAAGAACACAGCACAUGGAAGCUAAUGGACAUGCCACCGGGCAAGAAGGCCGUUGGCUGCAAGUGGGUCUUCAAGAUUAAACGCGAUCCAAGUGGCGAGAUCAUCAAGUUCAAGGCACGCUUGGUUGCGAAGGGUUCACGCAGCGUCCUGGCAUCGACUAUAACGAGACCUUCGCACCAGUGGCGCGCAAGGAAUCUAAUCAACACAGUGUUGGCGAUCGCUGCAGCCGAAGACCUGGAAGCAGAAAACGUUGAUGUCGACACAGCGUUUCUCUACGGCGAAGUGGAGGAGGAGAUCUACAUGGACCAACCUGACGGUUUUGAAGAUGAAGGAAGCCCGAAUAAGAAGUGUUUGCUGCAGAAGGCGCUAUACGGGACGAAGCAAGCGGCGCGGCAGUGGAACAACAAGUUGAGUCAGCACUUGGUUGAUCAAGGAUUCAAGAGCAGUACAGCGGACCCGUGUGUGUUCGUUCGAGUGACAAGAGAGGAGGAGUACAGCAUCAUCGUGAUCUACGUGGACGACUUGAUGAUUUUCUGCAAGACGAAGGAGCACAUCGCAAGUAUCAAGAACUCAUUGAUGGAAGAUUUCAGCAUUAAAGAUCUUGGAGAUCUCAAGUACUGCCUCGGGAUCGAGAUUCAUCGCAAGCGCGAAGAUGGAACGAUCAAGAUGAACCAGAAGGCGUACAUCAAGCGACUUUCCGGAGAAGUUCGGCGUUGA
Molecule: messenger RNA, 2355 nt
Organism: Peronospora matthiolae
Lineage: Eukaryota; Oomycota; Peronosporomycetes; Peronosporales; Peronosporaceae
Source: the annotation of a GenBank genome assembly